CUCGUGUGCACGAGGUAAACAUGGCUCCCAUGGCAAUUAGAAUGGAAUGAUACGUGGAAAAGCCUUAACUAGACCGUUUCUCUCUGAUCAUCAUGUACGGAUUUGUGAAUUACGCCCUCGAGCUGCUGGUUGUGAAGACCUUUGACAGCGAGACGUGGGAGGCGAUAAAGAAAGAUGCCGCGGUUAACAUGGAAGGACAGUUCCUGGUUCGUCAGAUAUACGAUGAUGAAAUUACAUAUAACAUCAUAUCGGCAGCUGUCAAUCGGCUCAACAUUCCAGCGGACGAGAUCCUCGAGCUGUUCGGCAGGAUGUUCUUCGAGUUCUGCCAGGAUUCCGGCUACGACAAGAUUCUCCAGGUGCUUGGGGCUACGCCCAGGGACUUUUUGCAGAACUUGGACGCCCUUCACGAUCAUUUAGGCACUUUGUAUCCGGGAAUGAGGGCGCCCUCUUUUCGGUGCACCGAGAGACCAGGGGAUGGAGCGCUCAUAUUACAUUAUUACUCCGAUCGACCCGGUUUGGAACACAUUGUGAUUGGCAUCGUCAAGACUGUGGCGAAGAAGCUUCACGGCACGGAUGUAGAAAUGCGGAUAUUGAAGACGAAAAACGAAUGCGACCACGUGCAGUUUUUGAUCACGAACACGUCCGGUCCUGGGGUCGUUUCAAAUCCCAUGAUCGCGGAACUUGAAACCUUAUCUGUCGAACCAAAAGUGAGCCCUAUGACCUUUUGCCGAGUUUUUCCAUUCCAUCUGAUGUUCAAUCGGGACCUUACCAUAGUUCAGACUGGAUGCACUAUAACUCGAGUUAUCCCUCAAGUGUGCUCUGGUAAUUGCAAGUUGAACGACAUCCUUCUGACUGUGAGACCACAUUUAGAGUUAACAUUCGAGAACAUAUUGUCACACAUCAACACGGUUUACGUGUUACGAACGAAAAAGGGUGUGAUGCAAGUGGAUUCUUCGGAAGAAUAUUCGUAUCUACGUUUGAAAGGGCAAAUGUUGUACAUACCCGAGUCAGACCUCGUCACCUUUCUCUGUUAUCCUAGCGUUAUCAACUUGGAUGAUUUAACCAGGCGAGGUUUGUAUCUGAGCGACAUCCCCCUUCACGACGCCACCAGAGAUCUCGUGCUGAUGUCAGAGCAAUUCGAGGCUGAUUACAAAUUAACGAGAAACUUGGAAUUGCUUACCGAUAAAUUGCAACAGACGUAUCGUGAGCUCGACGGCGAGAAGCAGAAAACCGACAGGUUGUUGUACUCUGUGCUGCCCAUUUCCGUGGCGAACGAACUGAGGCACUCGAGGCCGGUUCCUGCGAAGAAGUAUGACUGCGUGACCUUAUUGUUCUCCGGGAUCGUUGGUUUCGGAGCUUACUGCGCCGCUCACACGGACUCCAGUGGUGCGAUGAAAAUCGUCAACAUGCUCAAUCAGCUGUACACAGCGUUCGACGUGCUCACCGAUCCGAAGAAGAACCCAAAUGUGUACAAGGUCGAAACUGUUGGUGACAAAUACAUGGCCGUGAGCGGAUUACCGGAACCAUGUCGUUGCCAUGCACGGUGCAUCGCUCGUCUCGCAUUGGAUAUGAUGGAUCUAGCCGCGGACGAAGUGCAGAUCGAUGGCGAGCCUGUGAAAAUCACCAUCGGCAUUCACAGCGGAGAGGUUGUGACCGGGGUAAUUGGACACCGUAUGCCUCGUUACUGCCUGUUUGGAAAUACGGUGAACCUCACCAGUCGAACUGAGACCACCGGGGAACCGGGCAAAAUAAACGUCUCCGAGGACGCGUACAGAUAUCUGUGCAUGCCAGAGAAUCAGGAUCCCCAAUUUUUGCUGGAGUACAGGGGGCCUGUGUCUAUGAAGGGCAAGUCGGAACCCAUGAACGUGUGGUUCCUGUCCAGAGAAAGGGAGCUACCCGCGUAAAUUUGCAACCGCUGUGGCGACCGCCAUUGUAGCAAUAUUUUUACUACUCAGCUCGAGCUCUCAAUUCAUUUAGCGCAUUAUAUAGAAAAAUACGAUUUUUACGGUUCUAAUACUCUAUAAACGAGCGUUCUUCGACUAUCACACAAAACACAAGCUGUAGAAAAUCUCUUUGUACGGUACGAUAUUUAAUUCUAGGAUGACUUCCGUUAGAUUCAACGCUUAAUCAAGUCCCUCGAUAAUUUCAUUUUCAAUAGGUAAGUUUGAAUUAUCGAGUUUAGCCAAUGUAUCGAUUUGAAAUUGCAGAAGAGAAAUCCCUUUAUGACGCGUGUACCAAUCGCGAGUUACAGUUGACGGACCGCAGAGACCGUCACGAUACAUGUGUAAACCAUACGAUAAAAGUAAUGGUACGCCUUAGCGAAUAUUGCGAGAAGAAGAUGGAAAUUUCCGUGAGAUAUGCCUCCUAAAGCAAUAAAAUCAAACGGUGAACGUUUUCUACCAGCGAAUGUCACUUCGUUAGGUAAUGCUUGAUUCUUCGGUUAGAAAAUUUAUUAUUUGCAUUUGUCAACUUCGUUAGUAUAUGGAAUAUUCAUCAAGUUAAUAGUACCACGUCGCAAAAACAAUUCUCAAGUUAUCAAGUUACAAGCACAAUAGGACAACCUAUUAUAUUCAGAAGUCCUCCUAGGCUUAGAUCGUACUAAAAAUAUUUCCUUGUUAAUAUAUAUCAACGUCCAUACGGCGAUCUCGAAUCUCUACGUGCAUUUGCCAACUUAAUGACCAGUGUUUACUACUUGUAAAUGUAAGAGGCAAUCAAAUAUAAAUGUCACCGAUAUUGGAUAGCGUGUCCAUCGAUGGUAUGCGAAAUUUCUUUUCCCGUUUCACGCCAUACAGGUUGGCCGAUCGUCGAGGAGCCACGUCAGAGGUCGCCAGCGUAAAAUGACCUCACCCUUAAACGAAAAAAAAAAAAGAAAAAAGAGAAACGAGUAGAGAGACAGCCUCUUGCUUCGAUGGAAUGCUUCGAACGUGGAAGGUGUAACGGAACCUGUUCUACUCCCCAACACGUCCCACGCACGUCGCAAGGUCAAUACAUCGAAACCUCGUGCACAACACGAUCGUCGCCGAUGCGGCACAGAUUCCAACGAUCAUUUUUCCCUCUUUCCUACAAAGAAUAUCUCAAUAGAACGCUUCAUCUUGCGAAAGUAAUAUGCCACGCUUGUUAAGAAUUAACCGACUGUCCUGGUUCUUUUGUAUCUUUUACAUCAUGUGCACGCGUAUACCAGGUAUUUUAUUCUAUUUCAUACUUUUCGACGACUGACAUUUCUCAAGUUGGUGGUUUCGUUGCAUGUAGUUCGCUGGAGAACGUGAUUUUCUACAACUUUCAAAUAAAUUGCAAUUAAACCAAUGGAUCGCAAUAUAUUUAAUUAAUUCUGUGAUUUGUUGUUUAUUAGUUACGCGUGUGUAAACCCGGUUCGAAAUUACGUGCGUAAUUAUUAUAUUUAUCGUGUUAUUGAAAAUUCGAGUCGGUCCUGUAUGUACACGGAACUUAGUCGGUUUAAACUCGAUAUUUAUGUUUCAACGUCCAUUUAAUAAGGUUUGUAAAUUGCGUUACAUUAUUUAUGUGAUAAGUGAUAAUAAUUAUGGUACAACUCUGUGAAGUUAAGAAUGCCUGUACGUACUUAUUAUCAUAAAGAUAUUUCUGUAAAAUAACUGGUUACAUUAUGAUUAUUACGUUCUAAUAAUAACUUGUAAACACGUAACUACAACUAAA
Molecule: messenger RNA, 3669 nt
Organism: Bombus pyrosoma
Lineage: Eukaryota; Metazoa; Arthropoda; Insecta; Hymenoptera; Apidae
Gene: Gycbeta100B
Product: guanylate cyclase soluble subunit beta-1
Exons: 14
Coding region: 93-1904 (603 amino acids)
Biological process (GO): cGMP biosynthetic process; response to oxygen levels
Cellular component (GO): guanylate cyclase complex, soluble
Molecular function (GO): heme binding; guanylate cyclase activity
Source: RefSeq, a predicted model, not a curated record